AUGAUACUAUAUAAUCAAAUAUCUCAUCGACAACGGCUACGGUUGACUCAAAAAAUAACAGAACGAAUACGAUGGAGUUAUCAACUUAAAAGAAAUCCAUAUUUAAAUCAAAAUUGCAAAACUCGACUAUCUUCAGCUUCAACUGCGUCAUAUUUUAAUUGGUUGAUUAAACCAUUGCAAAAAUUAAUCACUAAGGAAAAUUUGGAAGAAAAUACUAGCAGUAAACACGUCUUUAAACGUGAAGAAUUCCCACAUUUAAGAAUACUACUAGAUAAUAAAUGUUACGAUCAAAUACUUGAAAAUUGUGAAAAACUAUCAAAUGAGGAAAUUAUAUAUAUUCUAGAUCUGGAAGUUCAGUAUAUGGAAAAAAACUGUGGACUAAUUGCAAAUUUACCCUUAUCUUUACACGAUGAAACAGUCAUUUUUGAUGCUCAGAAACUUCUACGUACUAAUGAAUCUAUACAAUUCAUUCAAAUACUUGUAAAUAAACUACCAACAAACACAAACUCAUAUAAAGUAUGGAUUUAUUAUCAUACAAAUAAUCUUGAAAAAAUCAUUGAAUCGUUCUUCGCCAUACCAAAUCCAAAUGAAAAUACAACCACAUGCUUUCUAAACUUAUUCAUUGUCAACUACGAGAUUGAAGUUUUUAAAUCAUUUUAUCAAAAAAUAAUUGUAUCAACUAAGCACAAAUUAUCAUCAAAUUUAUUUCAUACCAUAAUAAAUCAAUUGAUACUACAUGAAAGUCUUUUUGAGAAUUUAUUUUAUGUCUAUCAAUUAUGGAUCAAUUCACCAAAAUGCGAAUCACCAAAACCUGAACUGAUAGCUUUAUUGCUCUAUCAAUUUUAUAAAUUUGGAACUUAUCAUGAAAUUAAGGAGUUCAAAAGAUCAAUCAACAAAAACUAUGGACAGCAUUACUUGGUUCAAAGUGUCUUACUACAAAAUGAAAUUAUCAAUAGAGAGUAUCUUUCCCUUAAAAAGAAUUUUUUGGAAAACGAUUACAACCUCAUUGAGUCCAUAAUGCCAGAGGACCAGAAGGAUAUUGAAGUGUUUUGUUGUCAUUGGUUAACAUUUAUGACAAAAUACUCAAAUUUAGAACAUAUAAACUAUAUUAUUAGGUUAUAUAAAGAUAAAAGUGAGAAAGACGUACCAAUCCAGUUUUUUGAAUCACUUUUGGAAUUUUAUGAAAGACAUGAUCAAUUUGUGCCAUUAUUGAAGUUAAUACAAAAUAGUAUAACCACGAUACCCUAUAAAAAUGAUUACCUAAACCCAAUUUUAAAAACUUUUAUAUAUUCAUAUUCAAGAUUCUCCCCACUACUAGCUGAUUCAUUGAAUUUUUGGUUAAACAAACCUCAUCAUUUUAAGAUUCAUAAAAUUUCAUCACAAUUUUAUCCAUUUCACUUAAAAAUUCCAAUAAAUCAAAGAAAAUAUAAAAAUUGGUCAGAAUUAAAGUUUGGUGGGCCAACACAUAAAAACCUCUCACAAAUCAGGUUUCGUAUUGAACAAGGAUUUCCUGUACUUUUGCAUCAAGGGAUUUUACCAGAUUUCAAUUUGGUUCUUGAUACUUUUAGAAUGGGUGAUUUGGGAGAUAGAUUAUACAUUAAAAGUUUACUUACCAAAACAAGACAAUAUAAUUGGAAGAACCAAAAGACUUUGGAACUAAGGUCUUUAAAACAUCCAAGUUUAUCUCAAGAACAUUUGAUUCAAUACUUCAAAUCAAAUAAAGAUUCAUUAAAUGAUAGUCAUAAGUUUUUCUUCAUUAGAAUGUUGAUAAAUUUUGAUUUAUUAGAAGAAGCAAGAUAUUUAUUUAGUUCUAUUGAUACAAAUAAUUUGAAUGAUAAGAAUAAAAUGAUGAAGUUUGUAAUGGAAAUGAGAAUGUACUUGAAAAUGAGAGAUUAUAAAAUGAUGGUUUCAUUGGUGCAUGAUUUUCCCUUGGAGGAAAUAUAUCUCAGUCCAUAUUUAUUAACUCAAUCGAUAUAUAUUGAAAAUAUGCUUGCAAACAGUCUUCGUAAAAAACUGGCGAGGUCCGAUAAACUAGAAUUAGAUUUGGGAUGGAAAUGUGUUCGAAAACUAAGAUCAUUUAUUGGAGAUAUUAAGACCAUAUUAAAGAAAGAUGAAGAAGAUGUACCAAAAAUGAUUGAAGAAACUAUGAACACUUUGGAGAUGUGGAGACAACAUCUGAGUAAAUAG
Messenger RNA from Lodderomyces jiufengensis, 2187 nucleotides. RefSeq lists its product as uncharacterized. The coding region runs from base 1 to 2187 and encodes 728 amino acids. The transcript has a single exon. Lineage: Eukaryota; Fungi; Ascomycota; Pichiomycetes; Serinales; Debaryomycetaceae. The record is from RefSeq and is a predicted model, not a curated record.